Heterobilharzia americana is the source of this 1418-nucleotide messenger RNA. The record is from the annotation of a GenBank genome assembly. NCBI's taxonomy places the organism in Eukaryota, Metazoa, Platyhelminthes, Trematoda, Strigeidida, Schistosomatidae.
AAUGUAGCCAUAUGUAAGACCCGGGAAUUUGGUAGCAUUGGCGCGCUCACAUAAUUGUGUUCUGGUCUGCUGCUUUUAUAACCUCUUUAGCAGGUGGUAAUAUUGUGGUAAUCAGCUUUGUUUUGAAAAAUGUCCACGGUUGAGCCUAAGUUAUCUAAAUUAGAUCAGCGAUUAAAGGCUGCAUUAAGUGAACGACGUUUAUAUGAAGCUCAUCAAUUGUAUAAGACUAUACACUUCCGCUGUAUUAUGAGGAAAAACUAUCAAGAAGCACUAAAAUAUCUUAAAUCUGGUUCCGGUUCUUACUUGAUAAUGAACAAUGGGAAAGUGGUACAGAAUUAGCUUGCCUUGUACUUGAUGUGUAUAAUCAGAGUGGAGCUGUUUUAACAGAAUCCCAUCUGAGUGAAGUUUGUGAAUUACUUAUACGAAUGUGUCCUGGAGAAGAGAGAUCACGAUUUAUUAGUAAAGCUUUACAAUUAUUUCAAAAGCAAAAAGAUCUUCUAGCUGGAUUCAAUGGUUAUUUAGCUCGUGUAUUAUGGCAAGAAGGAUCUUUUAGUGAAGCAAGAUUACGAAUUAUGCUGUCUUCUAAUGGUUAUGCAGCUGGUAGUUUUCUUAUUGCAUUACAUCAGAAAUAUGGACUUCGAUCGGAAAUCGAUUUGUUUAUUACUCAAGCUGUUCUUCAAUUUUUAUGCAUGAAACAAAUCUCAGUCGCCAUAUUGACAUUUUAUACAUAUACAAGAGGUCAUCCACGAUUAGAACCUGGACCACCGUUUACUCAUUUCCCUCUACUCAAUUUCUUAUGGUUUCUAAUGUUAGCUAUUGAAAAGAAAUGUAGUCUAACUGUAUUCUCUAUACUAUGUGAGAAAUAUAGUCCACAAUUGAAUAGAGAUUCGUCUUAUUUAAAAUAUUUGGAUAAAAUUGGUCAAUUAUAUUUUGGUGUUAAACCUCCUGCGAAUGAAAUGAAUAAUUUCUUUUCACGUAUUAUGCAAAUGUUCAAUGAUGGAGAUAAACUGGAGGAUUGUGUAUCCAAUGAUGAUAUGAGUUGUGCAUUGAAUGGAACCAUUGAUGUAAAUUCACCUGAUGAAAUGUGCUUUGAAGAUGUGGAUUGAUUAUUUUGGCUAUAUCUAUCUACAUCUACUCUACAUAGUGCCUUUCAGUUUAAAAUGGAAAUCUAUUUGCGCACACACACACACACACACACACACAUCGACAUUGAAUUCUGAAGGUUUUCAAGAAGGUAGUUUGUUUUACAGUUAUAUUCCAUGAAACUGAAAAUAUUCUGUCAUUUCUUCGCUAUUCGAAUGGAUAUUUAUUCAGUAAUUAAUUUCAUUGUCGGCUUGUUUCUUCUUUUCUCUCUGUUUAUUAACCUCUUGAAAAUGCACAAUAAUGUUUAUAUUUAAAUAAAUUGAAUUGUGUACAGA